GGAAAACAUACCAUCCAGUAGUAACCUCCAUUAACUGAUGCGACCCAGCCAAUCUUUUUGUACAAUAUUUUCGCGCGCCCCUCUUCACGAUCAUUUCCGACACUGCACGCACUUUCACGUACUGCUGCUGCUCAUCUACAUACCUCGAUCAAGGCAACUCAGUAACACAAGGAAUUGGUUUCUUUGCAAUUUUGAAGACAUCCGCCUUCUCAUCAAUUGAAUCAUCACCUGCAGCUUAAGCUUACCUAGCUCGGUCCCCUCAUCCGCCGCGCCAAUAGGCGCCCUGUAAGAGGUCCGAGUCCACCCAAUCACCUCGUGGCUCCGUCCAGUUUCCUCGCCAACCCAACUUUGUGAAGCGAACUUUACCGGGCCUUUGGAAUCCCACCACCACCACCAACGAACGUACUUUCAACCCAAAGCACAUACUCGAUAUCGACCGGCUCCAUGUCAAGAGGCGAGAAAAUGACUACAAUUGUUUCUAAAAGACAAUCGGAUGCAGUGGCCGACAAAGUCCUGAGGAGGGCCGAGCUGGGCAAGAUUGCCUCGAGACUGCAAAAUCGACUUGCACUAGCAAAAUUCAAGACUACCCAUGGACUGGAAGACCUCACACUCGACUGCCUCGAGCCUAAAUUCGAGGAGGAGCGGAGGAGGAGACAACAGAUGCUUGAGAGCGAUGUCCUCUCCGACUCUUCAUCGAGUGCCUCAGAUCUGCCUUACCCAUCAAGGACGCUGAUGAGCUCUCCGUUCAAAGCCGCCGCAAUAUUUUCCGAUGCAAUCGGUUCCAGCAACGGGAGCAGUGCCGGCUAUCAUCGUAAACGCACAUAUAACAUGGCCUCAUUUGACCAUGCCGCAUCCAGCCCGAGCAAGCGCUUCCGGUCCUCGCCAACAGCGCAUCGGUCUUCAUUUGGCGCACAUGGCUUUGACGUCUUGUAUCACGGUAAUAGCAGCGCGGCAUGGAGGGAACAGCAUCUCCUUGCGCAGUCUUCGCCAAUCAAGCCUAGGCGGCAGCAGCACUUCACCACCUCGACAGGACCAGAUGUUGCGCUUUUCAAAGGCUCGCAUCGUAUCUCAGAAGCCCUGGCUACAUCACCGCCACCGCAGAACUUUGCAGCUUUGUCAGAUGAUGAUGACGACCUACUUCCGGCACAUUCGUUCAUGCGACCCGGGGGCUCCAAACACUCCCGUGCAGCAUCACCACCACGGACACCGCCAAUGCGCAAUAGGUCGUUGAAUCGCAAGUCUAGGGAGGCCAACAACAUAUUCGGCAACGAAAUUUUGAAGAACGGCAACGAGAAGACUGGCGAAGAAGGCGCCGAUCUUCUACUUUACCUGGCAGCUUCUCCAUCUCCGGCGAACCCAGGCACCAAACGCAUGAACCGAAUGGACCCGCCAUCAACACCACCACCAAAGUCAGCCAGCCUGGCAGGUGCACUUGCCUUGCCGUCCUCCAUGAUGACCACACCAGGUGGGGGCUCCUUGUUCCCCGCAACGCCUUCGCAGACCUUUGACUUUGCGGACUUUGUGAACAUCACGCCUAGUCCAGCACCAACGCAGAAGGCAUGGCGAACCCCCGUGGUACUGGGCGGGGGCAGGACCCCUUUGAGUGUGACACGGAAACGUCUUACAUUUGACGACUGUUGACAAGCGUCUGUCUCGUCUUGGCAUAUUUGGCCCUCUCUAUUUUGAUCUCGUCUGGCUGGUUAGUCUAGUCCGUCGGACUCGACUCAUCACCAUCCCUAUCUUUUUAUGUCUCAAAUGAUUACUGGCAAUGACCAAUACCCACCAAACCUGGUGUCACUCGGCAGGUUCUAUCUCAUGCUUCACAGAGUAUAUGCUCUAGUCACUGGACUGCUAUCGAAGCAGUCACUCACCACAUCAUUCCUGUCUUUAUGUUUGUUAUCUUUACUAUGGUGUUCAUUCGGCAUUGCUCAGCGAUCUCUGUUAUUUUCCUCUGCAACUUGUUUAUUUUUCUUCUUCUCUUUGUGUUCCUUUUGCUUUUUUUUUUUUUUUUUUUUUUUGCAUUGUACAUGCGGCAAAGCUACUUUUGGAAUCAAUGGGUCCUGAUUUCGGUCUGGUAAAGCAGGGAGUCGGGAGGGAGUUUGGCUGGAGGGUUUUCUGUUGCGUUUAAUUGGUCGUCAUGCGCGCGAGUUUAGUCGCGACUUUUCUUCAACACACCCGCGACUUUUCGUGUCGCUGGGAAAACCCGCGUCAUUUGCGCGUCGAUUCAUGGUGUGUAAUUCCGGGCGAUAGACCAAUCAGAUCUGUUCAAAACCCUGCAUACCGGGCCGAGUGAGAUGGUGUACUACGUAAUAAUAUCGAUGUGCUAUUAUUGGCUACAGUACAAAUUAGCGUGUGCCUGGGUACGUACCUACCUUAGUACCUAGGUACCUACCUUGCC
This is a messenger RNA of Pyricularia oryzae 70-15, 2398 nucleotides long. RefSeq lists its product as uncharacterized. The transcript is spliced from 2 exons. Lineage: Eukaryota; Fungi; Ascomycota; Sordariomycetes; Magnaporthales; Pyriculariaceae. The coding region runs from base 445 to 1641 and encodes 398 amino acids. The record is from RefSeq and is a predicted model, not a curated record.